AUGCGCUGCACUUGCAAAUGCUGUCCAGGCCCUCAGGCACCAUAUCGGUAUGGAAACUCAUAUCGAACAAACCCUGUUGGAGAGCACCAAGGCAACCACGCUGAGGGUGCCAUCGAACGCAUCCGACAGCUAACAGGGACCAUGUUGGCUGAGCUUGAGGAUCGAUUGAAAAUCCCUCAAGACGUUCGACCCGCUGCAUCACUGGUGCUGGCGCCACGCCAGCUGGACUCUCCAGCGUUUGGUGUCACGCAAAACCUAACGCCGUGGGAGAGAGUGCAUGCGUCCCCAUAUGGAGGCAAACUUGUCCGUUUCGCAGAGUGCGUCCUGGCACGCGUGAACACUGCCACAAAGGGCAAACCACGGUGGCUUCGGGCCAUGUGGCUGGGCAAAUCAGAUGUUUCUGAUUGUCACCUUGUUUGCACUUCAUCGGGUCGUCUUGCGGUUGCUGCUAGAUCUGUCCGACGCACCACAUGUGAGUAUGAUCCCAUCCUUGUGACAGCACUGCGAGACACACCUGACAAGCAUGUGUCACACGCGGAGCAAGCCGAAAUCAACUUCAACCAAAGCCUGUUAUAG
Molecule: messenger RNA, 576 nt
Organism: Symbiodinium natans
Lineage: Eukaryota; Dinophyceae; Suessiales; Symbiodiniaceae
Source: the annotation of a GenBank genome assembly